CGCUCCUCCAUUUCCUGUUCGUCCGCAGCCAUUUGUCUCCUGGCGUGCAGAGCUUCGCUAUCGAGUCGUAGGCGGCGAUACUCAUCGCGUCGAGAGUCGUGCGCUAUAUCCGGAGCGAUGUCUCAGGGCCCACGAGGUAACGCAAGGGGUCGGCCACAGAGAGGAGGCCCCAUGAAGGGUUUUCGGAACCAGUCCGGGGAGCGCUUUCACGGGGGCCCUCUGGACAACCAGGGGGGUGGCCACAGGGGGGCACGGGGAGGCCGAGGCGAACCCUACUUCCAGGGUCGCCAGGGAGAUGAUCGUGGCUACGGUGGUGGCGGCGUAGGGGGGUACGGGCGGCGGAACGACGGCGAUGGAGGACCUCCACGCGGAUCGUACGGCAGAGGCCGCGGCGGAUACAGCCGUGGUCCUUCUUAUCCGUCGGGGCCGCAGGGCGGGCGACGUCCGGAUGGCUCUGAGUAUCAGCAGGACGAGUGGCAGGAGUGGAAGCGCCCGUACCCCAACAAGCGGCGAGGCGACGAGUUCGCAGGAGGUCCGCAGAGCAAGGUUCCUCGCUUUGACUACGGGAAAGGAGCUUGGGCUCAGAUGAACAGGGACAUCAUGCCUCAGUAUCAGCACAAAGCGAACCGGUAUCUGCAGUUCUGCUCCCUGUGCACGUUCAACACCAACGACGACAAAGAGAUGGACGCACACAUGGAGAGCCGCGAGCACAAGGCGUCGCUCAAGAUGAUCGACAAGGGCUUCCCGCAGGAGAAGAAGCUCUCCCUCUAUCUGCACGAGAAGAUUAAGGUGCUGAACAAGAAAAUCGUCAUGAAAAAGGAGCAAUGGGGGAAGGAGGCGGGGCACGCCUACACACCUAUCGAUCCUCUCAAAGGUUUCUGGUUUCCAGACUGCAUGCUGAGCAUGAAGGUGCUGCGCUGCCCCUCGUGCCGCACUUACAUCCCUGCCUUCGAGAAGGAGCUGCGCUCUCACCUCGAGUCCGCGCGUCACAUCGCCAACGUCAAGGCAUCUCUGGAGAUGAAACUGAACAAAGUCAAGUACAUUGCCAAGUGCGUGCUGACCAAACCCAACGACUUCAAGCGGUACGAAAAGUAUUUGAAGGGGGAAGAUGCUUUCUUGGAUAACGAUGACGAGGAGGGACUGGGCAAGGAGGUGGCAUCCGAGACAUGGGGCGGUGGGGUCAAGUCGGAAGGCAUGAAGAAGUCACAGGGUCCGUCGAAGAAAUCGCAGGGCGCGUCCAAAGCGCAGGCCGCGUCCAAGGCGCAGGGCGCUUCCAAAGCGCAGGGUUCGCAGAAGACAGAGGGCAAGUCGGACAAAGAGAGCAGUGCCACUGCCACCUCCUCCUCCGCUACGAUCACGACGACGACGACAAAGAGCAGGCCGCAGGCGGUAAAGAAGGAGGCGGAUGUCAAGAGCAGGCCGCAGGCGGUGAAGAAGGAGGCGGAUGUCAAGAAGCAGAAGUCGGACGUGGGCGGGGAGGAGAAAGAACAGCACGUGGAGAAAGAGGAGAAAGAGCAGAAAGAGGAGCAGGGGGAUGAGGAGGAGCAGCGGGAAGGAGGAGAGGAGGGAGAGGGAGAUGAGCACGAGGAAGAAGAGGAGCAGGGGGAGGAAGAAGAGGACGAGGACGAGGAGGAGCAGGGUGAAGACGAAGAGGAGGGCGAUCACGGGGAGAAGGAUCAGGAAGAUGAACAAGAGGAGGAGCAGAUGGAGGAAGAAGCGGAGGGUGAGGAAGACGAUUUAGAGGAUUUGGAGGAGGUUGAGGAAGAUGCAGCACAGGAUGAGGCUUAGGGCCGAGAAUCCUGUUGCUCGUGAGGCUUACCGUGGCCACGCCUCGUGCCGCUUCCAAGCGUGGAACAAAACACGGGGGCUGUCAAGUUGCAUGGGCCGGUGAUCUUCCAGACCGUUUGGCCACCAAGGACGAUGCGGGGUCAGAGGUCAACCGUGGCUGCUGACCCAAGAAACUAACUAUUUUUUAUUUGACCAGGUAAGGCCCCCACUGAGCUAUGGAGCUCUUUGUCAGAAGCGACCUGGCCACAAAUGAUGGCUCAAGAAAGGAGCUUAUCUUGUGGAAAUUUAUAGCAGCCCAAAUGCUCAAACACGUGCUCCUAAACAGCGGCUGUGAACGAUUUGGUUUGUGUUUCUCGUUAGUUCGGUCUCAAGUUCGGCUGCCGGCCCGGAUAUUAUCGAGUACUUUGCUGAAGCAUCCUAAAGGUGGAUUUUUUUUAGCGAUUGUCAAUAAAUGUAUUUUGUUAAAUUGUCAUGAUUGGCGCACUUCGGUAUUAUAUAUAUGUUUGGGUUGCGUUCUUUUAACGCUGAACGAAAAAUGAAAUGUAUUUUCCCCGUAAUGUCCCAUAAUAUCACCUAAGAAGUAGUUUAUGACCGAAAACUUUCUAAACACUUUUGAACGACUUAAGAUUUUCAUAACUGGACAGGCAUUUAAAAACAAACGGCGUACACUAUAAUUUACUAAACCAGAAGCUUUGUGCAAGCCGUGCAAGCUGAUUGGUGUGGGCAUGGUGGUUACUGGGAGGGUAAGGACGGGGAAUUCGGAGCGCACAGUCCAGAGCCUGGUGGACUGGACAACAACUUGAAGUACCAUGAGGUUCUUUGGGUUAGAUUGUGUAAAAAUAAAUGUUAAACACGCCACCACCCGACAGCCAAUUAGUAAGGUUUGUCACAUAAACAGAACGUGACCAAUUCGUUACUAGUACAGCACACCGGUGUAUUGGAGAUUAAACCCACAACAUUUGCAAUUGUAGUACGAUGUUUCGCCAGUAAUUCCAACAAGCAUCAUCAGGCGACAGAAUUGUGGAGAAAUCUUGUUUAGUUAAAUAUUUAAAUAAUGCCGUUGGUCGCGAAAGCCUGCGUGUCCAGCUUGAACUACGCUUGUUAACAAGUGGUGAGGAAACGCGGUGGCGAGGCACGUGGCCUGGAACGCUAUAAAAUGCACGCACGGACAAACGACGUAACGUGCAUUUAGUGGAGGUAUUUUUACUCUUUGGGUCUUACGGUAAAGUCACAUCGAUAGAAAAAUAAAAAAAAUCACGUUUUAUUUUUCUACGUGAUUUUACCGAAAGACCCAAAGAGAAUUCCUGCAGUCACGAAAGCUUUAAGUCAAGUAGGUAUUGUUUCCCCCCCCCCCCCCCCCCCAUCAAAAAAUAUUUAGAAAUGUUUACCGUAGAUGUUGGGUACAGCCGCGUACAAGAAUAACUAAAUUGAGGACUGAACGCCAUCGCCGCCCGCCCGACAAUUGACAACCGGGCGCCACAGAUCGAAAGCAAUGGAGGUGUUGGUCUGGCCAAUAUUUACAUUGACCUUGAGUCAGUCCCGCUCUCAUCCUCGGACAUGGUAAGGUGGACAUGCCGAGCACUGGCUAUGCCCCGAACAACCUUGUGGCCUGUUCUGCUGUGGUCUGAAUUCAAAGGGAGUUGGGAGAAUGACGUCACAUCCCUGAGAGGGCUGUGUGAUUGGUGAAUCCGGGGUUUCAUCACUAAAUGCAUAAUAAACUAUGUAAAACA
This is a messenger RNA of Lethenteron reissneri (Far Eastern brook lamprey), 3518 nucleotides long. RefSeq names its product glutamic acid-rich protein-like. Gene Ontology annotation, biological process: regulation of DNA-templated transcription elongation. Lineage: Eukaryota; Metazoa; Chordata; Hyperoartia; Petromyzontiformes; Petromyzontidae. Gene Ontology annotation, molecular function: DNA binding. Gene Ontology annotation, cellular component: DBIRD complex; nucleus. The record is from RefSeq and is a predicted model, not a curated record.